This is a messenger RNA of Oncorhynchus keta (chum salmon), 5715 nucleotides long. Its product is annotated as interferon regulatory factor 2-binding protein 1-like. The record is from RefSeq and is a predicted model, not a curated record. NCBI's taxonomy places the organism in Eukaryota, Metazoa, Chordata, Actinopteri, Salmoniformes, Salmonidae. Bases 316 to 2217 code for a protein of 633 amino acids. Gene Ontology annotation, molecular function: transcription corepressor activity. Gene Ontology annotation, cellular component: nucleus. The transcript has 2 exons. Gene Ontology annotation, biological process: regulation of transcription by RNA polymerase II.
UGAUGCUAUUCACGAGGCACGUACUCACGAAGGCCCUCGCAGAACGAAAACAAUAAAUCCCAGAAUGCAUCAUUAUCACGGAGUUGUGUAAGUUCCAGCAAAGACAGUCUUCUAGUAGAAACACUUCAUGGGCGCAGGCGACCGAAAGAGGGUAAACACUAUUUUUUGUGUGUUUAUUACAAAAAAAGUGUAUCAUAUAUAUUUUUUGAGGUAUUUGAGAAGUAACAGAAGCGGCGAUUGUUCCUGAACUAUUGAAGGAUAAAUCUGUUUAACCAGGACCUCAGAAAGCCAGAAAGAUAAGAGGGCCUAUCAAAUAUGUCCUCCUCCCAGUCGUAUUCAAGGCGGCAGUGGUGCUGUUACCUUUGCGAUUUGCCUAAGAUGCCAUGGGCUAUGAUCUGGGACUUUAGCGAGACUGUCUGCCGAGGCUGUGUGAAUUAUGAAGGGGCAGACCGUAUUGAAUUCCUCAUAGAGACGGCCAGGCAUUUGAAAAUAACUCAUGGUAUGCAGGGUGACAGGUCCCCGGGUCCACAGCCCACCAAACAUGGCCCAGGUGGAAGAGAUGGACCUAUGGAGGGUGGUAGGCCACCUCCUGAACGCUUUGAAAGGGGUAGAGGGGACUACGGAACCCCAGCACGGCUCCCCAACGGUCUGCACAGAAUCGAUGACGGGGGCCCACAACAAGAUGCCGGUGGACAGAGCCCUAACAACGCCAGACGACCCAUGGUGUGUACCGUUCCACCCAAUUUAAUGACACAAGGCCUUGUGGGUGCUCCGCACGGGUUGCUAGCAGCUGUGCCCGGUUUAAAUACCAGAGUCGGAGGAACCCCCCUCACCCUCUCUGCCCCCAUGCUGAACGAGAUCACCAAGAGGCAGCUGAGCAUGGGCAUGGGUGUGGCCUCCUUCCUGAGCCCUGAGUUUGAGAAGGAGCUGAGGGAGAAGCAGAGGAACGCAGAGGCUCUGGCCGAGCUGUCAGAGAGUGUACGGAACCGAGCAGACGACUGGGCCGGCCGACCCAAGGCUGUACGAGGGGCCCUGCUCACCCUCUCCGGCUGCACCCCCUUCAACGUGCGCUUCAAGAAGGACCACAGCCUGGUGGGGCGGAUCUUUGCCUUCGAUGCCAAGCUGACGCUGGACUUUGAGCUGAAAAUCUUUGCAGAGUACCCGUGCGGCUCGGGGUAUAUGUUCUCCAGCUUGGCGGCACUGGUCAAGCAGAUGUUCCACGACAGCCAGAAAGACUCUGGGAACAAGGUGAUCAACUUGGGCCUGAAGUAUGUGGAGUACGAGAAAAGGCAUGGCGCGGGGGACUGGCGACUGCUCUCUGAGCUACUGAGUGAUUCGGUACGGGCCUUUAAGGACACCCCCGGCCCUGACGUUCUCCCCCAGCCCUACCUGGACAACAGCUGCUCCAUGCUGCCCACAGCGCUGUGUCACAUGGCCCGUUCGGCACCACCAGCCCGCCUGCGCCGGAGGAAGGCUUCCCCAGAGCUCCAGGGUGGAGAGGUAGUGACCACAGAGGAGCAGCUCCGGCAGCACUGGCCUAUGGGGAUGUACCCAGGCAUGGCUAUCCACCUAGCUGCCUCCUCCCUACCCAGCACUAGCCAGCCACCUCCUCACCAGGAGGGCUCGGCCUCCCACUCCCACAGCAGCGACCCCUCCCCCAUCACAGCACUGAUGAGCGUGGCUGACAACGCGGGUGCAGCCGCUGGCCAGUCACCCAGAGAAGCCCCUAGCAGCAGCAGCAGUAGUGGUGGUGGAGGCCUGGGCCACUCCUCCUUGGCAGUGAGACAAAGCAGCAGCAGCCCCAUGGCAGCCUGCCCUGCAGGGCAGCAGCGCCACCUGGCCUCCAGGAACGGGGAACCCCAGGGAGCUAGCAACUCUACAGGGGGCACCACGGCAGCUCUCCCCCUGGCUGGGGCCUCGGACCAGGGAGCAGGGGACCCCUCCGGCUCCUCUGGUCCCCCUCUCUGCUGCACCAUCUGCCACGAGCGCUUGGAGGAUACUCACUUUGUCCAGUGCCCGUCUGUUGCGGCCCAUAAAUUCUGCUUCCCUUGCACCAGAGACUUUAUCCGGAGCCAGGGGGCCGGCAGCGAGAUGUUUUGCCCCAGUGGAGAGAGGUGUCCCCUGGUAGGCUCCAACGUGCCCUGGGCCUUCAUGCAGGGAGAGGUCACUACCAUCCUGGCUGGAGACGUCAAGGUGAAGAAGGAGCGCGACCCCUAAAUCCUCUGGGAUACCUGACUAAGGCUGUUGACGCCUGAGUGGAGCAGCAGCCUGGUGCCUGCAGAUAACGACAAUCUCAACAGGUUCUCGCCACUUCACAGCCAAUCACCACAACAAUCCACCAGGUUUCCCCACCCCACAGCCAAUCACCACGGCAAUCCACCAGGUUUCCCCACCCCACAGCCAAUCACCACGGCAAUCCACCAGGUUUUCCCCACCUCACAGCCAAUCACCACGGCAAUCCACCAGGUUUCCCCACCCCACAGCCAAUCACCACGGCAAUCCACCAGGUUUUCCCCACCUCACAGCCAAUCACCACGGCAAUCCACCAGGUUUUCCCCACCGCACAGCUAACCAACAUGACAAUCCACCAGGUUCUCCACACCUCGCAGCCAAUCAUCAUACACCUCUACCUCCAUGGGGCAGGCCUUACACUACCACACCACUGUCUGGUUGGAUAGAGGGUGACCAUACCCCCAGCCCUUGCUCACCUAUAAUACCUAAUUCACCCCUUUGUCCCUCAAACAUCAACUUAUUAGUAUUAGUCACUGACUUUAUAAACCAGUGGACCAUGGUUGGGAAGUAUGCACUUCAUCUAGGGCUUCCGAGUGGCGCAGCGGUCUCAGGCACUGCAUCUCAGUGCUAGAGUCGUCACUACAAACCCUGGUUCGAUUCCAGACUGUAUCACAACCGGCCGAUUGGGAGUCCCAUAGGGAGGCGCACAAUUGGCCCAGCGUCAUCCGGGUUUGGCCAGGGUAGGCCGUCAUUGUAAAAUAAGAAUUUGUUCUUAACUGACUUGCCUAGUUAAAUAAAAUCUGUCCUGUUUAUAGUUGAUUGUAGGUCUGUUUUCUGUUUCGUGGAACAUCUUUCUAAUAUAUAUCUGAGUGGCAUUGAAAAAGACUGAUGACUUCCCUAAACGUUCCAGCAACGUAUAGACUUGGACUGUUCCUCUUGUGACCGUUUUUUGGGAGUUUGUUUUGAGUCACAUUUGCCCUUUACGUAAAACUGACUUUUUACUGUCACGGAGCUAAUUGUUUGCUCUUUGCUGAAACCUCAAACCAGCAGUUAAUGUAUGUCGCCAUCGAUUUAUAAGACAGAAACAGGGACUUUCAGUGCGAUACAAUAAGAUGGCUUUCACAGUGCCCAACAAAGAUGCUUUAUCCAGCAUGUAAGAAGUGGGAUGGAUACCUCUCUAUUUUAUACUGAAUGUAAGACAAUCUCUCUCGAUGGUGAUAGAUGUGCAAUCUAUAGUUUUGAUACAAUACUGCUUGUGUAGCCUAUACACGUGCGUAGAAACCAAAGAUAGAUUCAUGUUAAAGUAGAUUUACAGUGCCUAUAGAAAUUCUACACCCCCUUGAACUUUCUUCACAUUUUGUUGUGUUACAAAGUACGAUUGAAAUAGAUUUCAUUGUAAAAAUGGAUCAACACAAAAUACUCCGUAAUGUCAAAGGGAAAAGAACAUUUUGAAAAUGUUUUACAAAUGAAAUAACAAAUAUAGUUGUUGCAUAAUUAUUCACCUCCUUUAUUUAGGCGAGUCUAAAUUAGUUCAGAAGCUUGACAUAAGGCAAAGACUGGGGAGGUUUUCAGGAUGAAAAGAAACGGGAUUGAGCUAAGCACAGGCAAAAUCUUGAGGAAAACCUGCUUCAGUCUGCUUGUACACCAGAGACUGGGAGAGAAAUUCACCUUUCAGAAGGACAAUAACCUACAGCACAAAGUCAAAUCUAAACUGGAGUUGUUAACCAAGAAGACAGUGAAAGUUCCUGAGUGGCCAAUUUGCAGUUUUGACUUAAAUCUGCUUGAAAAUCUAUGGCAAGACUUGAAAAUGGCUGUCUAGCCAUGAUCCCAAACUCCUUGACAGAGCUUGAAGAAUUUUGAAAAGAAUAAUGGGCAAAUAUUCCACAAUACAUGUGUGCAAAGCUCUUUUGAGACUUACUCAAGAGACUCAUAAUCGCUGCCAAAGGUGAUUCUAACAUGCAUUGACUCAGGGGGGUGAAUACUUAACCAAUCAAUGUAUAUUAGUGUUUGAUUUUUAAUUUGUCUUAAAAAUAAUCAUAAUAAUGUACUUUGACAUUAUAUUACAGUAUUUUGUGUAGAUUGUUGGGGAACAAAAAGUUAAUCCAACUUUGUAAUGUAACAAAAUGUGAAGAAAAAAAAAGUUCAAGAGGGUUGUAGACUUUCUGUAAUCUUACUAUUUUUGUGUUAAAUGACUUUAUUAUUUCAAUAUGUGCCAGGGAAAUAGUGGGUGAAAUGGUUCUUGUUAGGAUAGUUAUCGGUUAUCUGUUAACUGAAGUUGUAGAGGGUGUAGAGAUUAAACUAAUAUUGUGUACUUUAUGAUGUUUAAUUUAAAGGAAUUUACUCUAUGUAAAGUCAAAGGUUUUUUCUAUAUUGACUGAGAUUCAAGUUUUUCACGUGAUCCUCUUGAUUAUUUUUUAAAAAGUUCUAUAAAAUCCCUGUUUUAUGCUCUGUUUUACCAAUGAACUUAACUCUUUGAAUUGUUUAAAAGAUAAUAUAUACAUGUAUAUCAAAAUACUUCUCUGUCAGGUUUUCCUUAACCUUUUAUGUUCGUCACCAAAAUUAAUAUAUUAAUUGAAUUAUCAAUUUGCAAAGCUGGUGCCAAUCAAUCAAUACCUUACCAUGUGCAUGUGUAAAUAUGAAAUUGAAUGAGGACAAGACAUCAAGCCAUUGCUGAUCACGUUGGCAUGAAUGUAUACUGUACACUAGUAGCUGUAUCUGAAAGUGUAUGUAGUCGUAAAAUUAGGCCUCUUAGUUAUCUAAAAUACGGUAAGUCAAAUGUAGCCCUCACAACAAAAAUGAAUUUCCUACAAAAGCACUGAUGUUCAUCCAACUUUCCUCAAGUGAUUGGGAGUCCCAUAGGGCAGCGCACAAUUGGCCCAGUGUUGGCCCGAGGUAGGCCGUCAUUGUAAAUAAGAAUUUGUUCAUAACUGACUUGCCUAGCUAAAUUAAAAAAUACAUUUUAAAAAAGGUGCAUUUAAUGGCAUGCUCUGUCUGAAAGCACUUGUUAAAAUAUAUAUAUUUUUUUUAAAUCAUAAAAAAUAGGAGUAUUUUGUAUUUGGCCCCUAAAUUAGUAAAGAUUGUCUUGGAUUGAUUGUCUUGCCUUUUUAUGGUCCUGUCUGCCAUGGACUCCUGUUGAGUUGCUUAUCUCAACAUAGUUCAAGGUUAAAGCUUGUAUAUUCCAACUCUAUUUCUACUUGACACUAGCCUAUUUCUGCCCUUAUUUUUUUUGUUAUUUAAAAAAAAAAAAACAUUUUCCUUUAAUGGAAACCUACUCUGGGCGGCAGGUAGCCUAGUGGUUAGAGCGUUGGGCCAGUAACUGCAAGUUGCUAGAUCGAAUCCCUGAACUGACAAGGUUAAAAAAAUCUGUCGUUCUGCCCCUGAACGAGGCAGUUAGCGCACUGUUCCUAGGCUGUCAUUGUAAAUGAGAAUUUGUUCUUAACUGACUUGUCUAGUUAAAUUAAAUAAACCCCUGAAUGUCGGCUA